Molecule: messenger RNA, 1251 nt
Organism: Ogataea angusta
Lineage: Eukaryota; Fungi; Ascomycota; Pichiomycetes; Pichiales; Pichiaceae
Exons: 2
Coding region: 1-1251 (416 amino acids)
Biological process (GO): endoplasmic reticulum to Golgi vesicle-mediated transport
Cellular component (GO): TRAPPI protein complex; TRAPPIII protein complex; TRAPPII protein complex
Source: RefSeq, a predicted model, not a curated record
AUGUCCAAAAUCGCCUCCGGUUACGAUCCAGCAGUUGGUCCGCGCACAACAGGAACGACUACGGUCAUUCGUCCGCGGUCAUCGAUAUACGACAGGAAUCUCCACCGUGCAAGACACGACAUCAGUGUGUCCAGCUUGAGCUUUCUGUUCAUGGAAAUGGUGUCGAUGAACCUGAACCAGGCAAAAAGCCUGAUCGAACUUGAGCGGAAACUUAACAAUCUUGGAUAUUCCAUUGGCACCAAAGUGCUGGAGCUGGCCUCGCUGCGUGAAAACUUCAACAACAACCUCACCUCUUCUGGGAAGUCGAACGUGUCGAAACGAGAAAUUAAGGUCCUGGAUAUACUGCAUUUCAUCACUUCUGUUAUAUGGCCCAGUCUUUUCGAAAAGCCGGCAGACAAUCUGGAAAAAUCGUCCGAGUCCAAUUGUCAGUACAUGAUCAUUGACAACGCCCCUGUCUUGAUGAAAUAUAUCUCUGUGCCAAAAGAGUAUGAAGGACUAAAUUGCGAGGCCUUUGUGGCAGGCAUAGUGGAGGGAAUACUAGACUCAACUUUCUUCAAGUGCGAGGUUAGUGCGCAUACAGUCCCAGUGGAGGGCCACCUGGGCAGAACAGUAUAUUUGAUCAAUUUCGACGAGGAACUGAUUGCGCGAUUACAAAGUACUAACAAAGUGUACAAUAGACGCUCCAAUGUGCUGAAACCAAAGUCUACGAAUAUCAUCACCCCCAGAACAAAAGCCUAUGAGGUACUGUCUAUGUCUCCUGAAACGUCCAAGGUGAUCGGCCAGUCAACUUUGGACGACCUUCCUGGAGCCAGAACUCCGCCAAUGGUGGUGUACAGCUCAAGCUCCGUAUUGAAUGAGAACAAUCUUUCUGUGACAUCCACUCCUUUCCGAACACCCAUUGUGGAGCUUCCCGAGAGUGUUGAUAGCGAGCAAAGCAAGGACAGUAAGUUUGCGGACUUCCUCAGUCGUUUCGAAUCGAAAAGCUCAAAGGCUACUAAAAAAGUAGGCUUUGAAGACCAAAAAGACCACACAAGAGAAACGAAAACAUUUAAAAAUGCCAAAAAGCAGAGCAAGCCUAACUCCGGAGGUCUUCUGGGUCUCAAUCAGUCCAAUCACCCAAUAACACGAUUUCUUACUAUUGACCGCGAGAAGCUCAGGAGAUGGACUCGCCGUGACUUUGAGCUCUUUGUGAGUUUCAGAAUAACAGCCUUAAAAACGAGUAUUAUAUGCUCUCGUGGCCCAGUCGGUUAA